AGAGACGUAUACACUCUCUUAGCCACUAUAUCCUUUCAUCGUUAAUAUCAAACAAAAACGAUAAACCAAAGAAGAAGGAUAGUUAGCAGGAGGAAGAAUAUCGUUCUUUGGCGCAGAUGGGGAGAGGAAAAGUGGUGUUGGAGAGAAUAGAGAAUAAAAUCAAUCGGCAAGUAACUUUCUCAAAGAGAAGGAAUGGUUUGCUGAAGAAAGCCUAUGAGCUCUCGGUGCUAUGCGAUGCUGAGGUUGCUCUCAUCAUCUUCUCUAGCCGGGGCAAGGUCUCUGAAUUUGGCAGCAAUACUGUGACUCAAACCCUGGAAAAAUACUGGCAGCAUCGAUACAACUCUCAAGUCAAAAUUCCCGAGGAUGAAACGCAGACUUUGUACCAAGAGAUAUUGAGGUUGAAGGCAGAAUAUGAAUCUCUUGAGCGUUCGCAAAGGCAAUUUUACAUUUGA
This is a messenger RNA of Durio zibethinus, 452 nucleotides long. RefSeq names its product agamous-like MADS-box protein MADS3. Gene Ontology annotation, biological process: positive regulation of transcription by RNA polymerase II. The record is from RefSeq and is a predicted model, not a curated record. Gene Ontology annotation, cellular component: nucleus. Lineage: Eukaryota; Viridiplantae; Streptophyta; Magnoliopsida; Malvales; Malvaceae. Gene Ontology annotation, molecular function: DNA-binding transcription factor activity; RNA polymerase II transcription regulatory region sequence-specific DNA binding; protein dimerization activity.